UUGCAUCCUUCUGAGACGGUCUCGCUGCGCUGUAGACAUGCAAGUCCCUCUCUUCCGUCUCCAGUGUGGAGUCAACAGCUACGACUGGGGCAAGGUUGGCUCUGAGUCCGCGGCGGCCAGGUAUGCAGCUGCCACGCCCAUAGAUGGCUUCUCGGUGGAAGCAGACAAGCCAUACGCUGAGCUGUGGAUGGGAACACACCCUUCCCUGCCGUCCAAGGAUUUCGAGACCCAGAGGACACUGCUCGACCUGGUACAGACGAACAAGGCUCUCAUGUCGACAGAGAUAGUCUCUCGAUACGGAGGAAAGCUGCCCUUCCUCUUCAAGAUUCUGUCUAUCGGCAAGGCGCUCAGCAUCCAGGCCCAUCCGAACAAGAAGCUGGCUGAGUCUCUGCAUGCCAAAGACUCGAAGAACUAUCCAGAUGACAACCACAAGCCAGAGAUGACCAUUGCGGUGACUCCCUUUGAGGGUCUCUGUGGCUUCCGUCCGCUCGCUGAGAUCGUCCACUUUCUACGUGCUGUCGAGCCACUGCGAGACCUGGUUGGCUACGAGGCAGCAGAGGCCUUCGAGAAGACCGUCAGCGGCCAGGAGAUGACUCAGGAUGAAGAGGCUACGCAGAAGAACAAGACUGCCCUCAGAGAGAUCUUCACCAAGCUGAUGCAGUCGUCGCCAGAGUCCAUCACCAGCGCCACCCAGAAACUCAUCAGUGCCGCGGAGAGCUCGCCAGACAGCUUUGCUACUUCCUCCUCCUCCCCAGAUACUAACCCAGCCAAUCCCUCGGAGCUCGCUGAGCUGGUCGUCCGGCUAAACGGCCAGUUCCCCAACGACAUUGGCCUCUUUGUCCUCUUCUUCCUCAACUUCAUCAAGCUUGAGGCCGGAGAGGCCAUGUUCCUCAAAGCAGACGACAUCCACGCCUACAUCAGCGGAGACAUCAUCGAGUGCAUGGCUUCGUCAGAUAACGUCGUCCGAGCCGGCUUCACGCCCAAGUUCAAGGACGUGUCUACCCUGACCAGCAUGCUUACUUACUCCUAUGCACCCAUCGAGGAGCAGAAGAUGACCCCCACGGAGUACCCGUAUAUGAAGAUGAACACAACAGCCUACUCCAGCGGAUCGUCAGCCGCGCUGUACGACCCUCCGAUCGAAGAGUUCAGUGUCGUCAAGACCGAUCUCAAGUCUGCCGGUGCCAAAGCAACCUUUGAGCCCAUCAACGGGCCCAGCAUCAUCAUCUGCACCGCCGGCGAGGGCAAGAUCAGCGUCGGCCCAGCCAAGAGCUUUGACAUGAAGGAAGGUCACGUCUUUUUUGUUGGUGCUACGGCUGAGUGUGUCAUCGAGAGCACCGUCGACGGCAAGGACUUGACCACCUUCAAGGCCUUUUGCGAGCUCGACGAUGGCCCCAUCAACGGUAACCUCUAGCUUGUCGCUGUGCCUAACUCGACACAGCGUUAACUGCCUUUUUUUACCUUCCACACUUUUAAAUGGAUCAUUCUCUACCGGCCUUUUCGACGUAGUUUUUCCGUUCUUUGUCCUUCACGAGAUAUUCCUCAUAUUCCCCCCUAUUUGACAGCAUGUUGCUGUCCCAGCCAUGAGAAAAUGAAUAUAACUAACUGUUCAAACCAAAUAUAUUUCAUAAAUGAUGACCAGCAACCUAUUCUAGUAAAUGGACUACUUACGUAAGCAUGCAGAGAGUUAGUAUUUCGAUUACAUAAUUAUAGAAUAAUGAGGCAUUAUUGGAUAGGAGAGAAAGAUUUGCUUAUUAAGCUAUAUAAACUACAGAUAUAUCGCUUAAUAAGCAUUCUACAUCUCAUCCUUCUCCCCCUUCAAGCUUGCUUCCCCCCCUGAGUAUAAUAUACUCCCCCUAAGCCUAAUCUCUCCCCUCAACUCCCUAUAAGCUAUUCUUUUUACCCAUAAGCCAUUUACUUUACAUAUGCCUUUUCUUAGUUCGGGACAUCAUGUUCCCCAUUUCUACUCCAGAGUCCGGGCGGCUGGGUGUCAUU
This is a messenger RNA of Trichophyton rubrum CBS 118892, 1992 nucleotides long. Its product is annotated as mannose-6-phosphate isomerase. The coding region runs from base 38 to 1411 and encodes 457 amino acids. Gene Ontology annotation, biological process: GDP-mannose biosynthetic process; carbohydrate metabolic process. Gene Ontology annotation, cellular component: cytosol. Gene Ontology annotation, molecular function: zinc ion binding; mannose-6-phosphate isomerase activity. The record is from RefSeq and is a predicted model, not a curated record. Lineage: Eukaryota; Fungi; Ascomycota; Eurotiomycetes; Onygenales; Arthrodermataceae. The transcript is spliced from 5 exons.